This is a messenger RNA of Prinia subflava (tawny-flanked prinia), 876 nucleotides long. It is a transcript of the gene CEP19, whose product is annotated as centrosomal protein 19. Gene Ontology annotation, biological process: microtubule anchoring at centrosome; trans-Golgi to periciliary membrane compartment transport. The record is from RefSeq and is a predicted model, not a curated record. The coding region runs from base 26 to 649 and encodes 207 amino acids. Gene Ontology annotation, cellular component: centriole; centrosome; ciliary basal body. The transcript is spliced from 3 exons. NCBI's taxonomy places the organism in Eukaryota, Metazoa, Chordata, Aves, Passeriformes, Cisticolidae.
GGGGCUCGGCGGCGCCGGCGGCGCCAUGGCAACCGCGCAGGGAGGAGGGACCGGCUCGGGGCAGGAGCAGCAGCAGCAGCAGCAGGUGGAAGAAGACAAAAAGGAGGCUUUCUGCGCCGCCCGAGGGAGCGUCGCUGGGGGCUCAGAUGGAGCCGCGAUGGCGUUCAUCGCGCAGAAAUGCGGGGUCUGCUUCCAGCCCCCGUCCAUCAUCCUCAUCUACAGAGACAGCAGCCACGACAAGACCCGCCAGCGCAUCAUGCCCGUCAGGAAUUUCUCCAGGUUCUCAGACUGCAGCAGGGCUGCUGAGCAGCUGAAGAACAACCCUCGGCACAAGGCCUACCUGGAAAGGGUCUCCCUGCACCAGCUCCAGAAGCUCUACAGGCUGCUGAGAGGUCAUUUGGAAGGACAGAGCCUGGCUGAGAGCUUGGAAAAGUUUCGGCAGGAAGAGACCAUUGACCCAGAGGAGGAUAUGAACAAACUGGAUGACAAGGAGCUGGCCAAAAGGAAGAGCAUCAUGGAUGAGCUCUUUGAAAAGAACAGGAAGAAGAAGGAUGACCCUGACUUUGUUUACAACAUUGAGGUGGACUUCCCACUGGAUGAGCAGCUGGAGUCCUGUACUUGGGACAUAGAGUCAGAUGAGGAAAUCUGAUUCCAGACAAAGAUGGGCAGUUCAGAGACAAAUGUCAGCAGGCCAGCAGGAGAGAACAAUGUCAUACGUGUUCUGCCCCACGCUGGCUCAGGAGAACCCGAGGUGCCACAGCAAUCCCAGGCUCAAGUGAGCUUUGUAUAAGAAGCCAGGCUUGAUUAAAUGGAAAUUGGGUGGCUGAAAUGGUUGGCUGGUUUUAAUCUUUUCCUACAUAAAAGAAUUUUAAAUUA